AUGGUCAGGAGGCUGGUUUGCAGAAGUCAUGCUCCAAAUGACACCUUGCUCGCCAGACCACCGGCCAGGAAAUGGCUUCGACGUGCAGUCUGGUCAUCUGUAGCCUUCCUCGCCGCCUUCUGCUUCCGGCAGAAGGCAGCCGUGGCCGCAGGAGCGGCCGCCUUGACGAAGACCUGCCUCCUGAACUGGCUCAAGGCGGGAAGACAUUUCGUCAACUCUUCCAUAGAUGACUUGCUGAUACUCCUCUUUGCCACGACCCUGAUUGUGCCUCUGAUGAAGAAGCUCCGCACUUCGCCAAUCAUCGGGUUCUUGCUCAUCGGCCUGAUCCUGGGGCCAGCUGGUGCAGAUGUGAUCCGGCAUAUUGAGGUGAGCCAUCGAAUUGCCGACUUUGGCAUUAUCUUCUUUCUCUUCGAGACUGGGCUAGAGCUUUCUGUCAAGAAGGUGGUCUCCAUGCGAGGUGAUGUCUUUGGACUCGGCAUGGCCCAGUUUCUGAUCACCGGUGGCCUGUUGUCCCUCCUCUCGCCUUUGAUCUCGUCUCAGCUGUCAACCGGAGCCUCCUUGCUGAUGGGGGGCGGCCUGGCGCUGUCAUCAUCGGCCUUUGCUCUCCAGCUCUUGCGUGACAAGCGCCAAUUGGGCACUCGCUUCGGACGCGCGUCCUUGGGGGUGCUUCUGUUCCAGGACAUGGCAGUCGUGCCGCUGCUGGUGCUAGCGCCAUUGUUGGGUGACCCUGGUGGAGCUGCAUUGCCGGUGGCCAUAGCAGAGUCAUUCGGCAAGGCCGUGCUAGCUCUUGGCAUAGUCGUAGCAACCGGCCAUUUCUUCCUUCGGCCACUCCUGGCGUUCGUGAAGCGCUCGGACUCCUCGGAGGCCUUCCUGGCUGUCACCUUGGGGACGGUGCUUCUUUCCUCCAGCCUCACACAGGCCUUUGGGCUCUCGGAGACCUUGGGCGCUUUUGUUGGAGGCGUCCUCGUCGCGGAGACCGAUUACAAGCACCAGAUCGAG
Molecule: messenger RNA, 999 nt
Organism: Symbiodinium necroappetens
Lineage: Eukaryota; Dinophyceae; Suessiales; Symbiodiniaceae
Source: the annotation of a GenBank genome assembly